AAUGGGGGAAGUUCUGAUUGUUUCAGAAUAUGAACGUUGUUCCAUAUUUGAAGCCCCUCCAAAAUGUCUAAGAAGUUUCUUAAGAAAGAGUACUUUCAUUGUUUCAUCAGUUCCUUGACGGGAAUUAGAUUUCCCACCCCCUGUUUUAGAAUUUCCACCCCAUUUAAAAGUGGGGAAAAACCAAUAUUGCCCCUCCGUGUUUUAGUCCGAAUGUAUAACAUUCGGACUCCUCCGAAUGUUCAAAUGUCGGACUCAGUUAAUAAUAGAACAAAACUAUCAAUUCAGAUUCACAUUUGUAACGGGACAGAACAUCAACUCUCGAAGGUCUCAAGAGAAGCGACCCAGAGGCACCCAAAUCGACCCACACAUCACGACCAAAAGCGACCAAGAAUCAUCUGUGUUUCAAAACCGACCACACUGAGAUUAUGGCGAGGACAAAGCAAACUAAGAGGGUAUCGUCUGAAGAGUUGGCCGAUCGUCGUGCCUAUCUCCACGCUUCUCAUAGGCAAGGUGAUCAUGAUACAGAUGUGUCGACUUCUCGGAAGGGGGCUAGGAAGGGGGCUCCGAAGGCGACCACUGAGGUUCCUGCCCCUGCCACUGAGGUUCCUGCCCCUGCUACUGAGGUUCCUGCUACUGAGGUUCCUGCUCUCUCGACGCCUGAGGUUACUGCUACUGAGGUUUCUCCUCAGUCGACGCCUGAGGUUACUGCCCACGAUACUGUUGAGCCUUCUACCUCUUCACUUGAUAUUGAUGCAGUUGAGGAGCCGGAGUCAGAGUCGGGGUCUGAGUCGGGGUCGGAGUCGGGGUCUGAGUCUGAGAUUGAGGGUGAGGAUGUAGAGGUAGAGGAUCCGAAUAUGCCGCCGCUCCAGAGAGAUCCACCGUUUCCUGGUGGGCCGGUUGAGUUGUCACUUCUGCAGCAUUACCCGGAUCACAUAGCGCCGUGGACGUGGCAUACCCUACUAGGCACCACUGACCCUCGUUAUUUUGAGCGAGGUGAUUUGAGGCUUGCCACUGCUGGUACGAAGCUCGGGCUGAUGACGUGUAAGGGGGACAAUUACACGGAGGUCCGCUUGAUUGUGGAGAGGAGCGGACUGUAUCCACUGGUCAGGUGCAGCUAUGUAGAGACGGACCCAGGGCUUAUAUCGGCCCUUGUGGAGAGGUGGCACGAGGAGACUAGUAGUUUCCACAUGCCAUUCGGGGAGAUGACUGUCACCCUUGACGACGUCUCCGCUCUUCUUCACAUCCCGGUUGGUGGGAGAUUCUACACUCCAGGAGUGGCCUCGAGAUAUGAUGUGGCAGAGACCUGCGCUUUGCUGUUAGGGGGGGAUGCAGAUUUGUACAUGGCUGAGUUUGAUAGGCUUAGGGGUCCGACUAUGAGGUUCAGCUUCUUGCGAGACCUUUACCCGAAAGCUGUUGCAGAGGGGCGGUACGAGCAUGCAGCCAGGAUGUACCUGAUGCAUCUUGUUGGCGCGACAUUGUUCGCCGACAAGAGUGGGGGGCACUCAUUCUCCGCCCGUUGGAUCGGCAUGCUACAGGAUCUUGAGCGGGUGUCGGAGUUCGCGUGGGGCGCCAUGGCCCUUGCCACGUUGUACGACCAGCUGGGACAGUCUUCUCGCAGCGGGGUCAAACAGAUGGGCGGUUACACUUCCCUGUUGAUGGCCUGGGUCUUUGAGCACUUUCCAGACAGGCUCGUUCGCCGGUAUGCGAACCCGGCUUACACAGAGGACCAGCCCAGAGCUCGUAGGUGGACAAAGUCACGGUCGGGGCAUGCUAGGCUUGACGAGAGGCGAGUAUUACUUGAUGAGUUGACGGCCGACGACGUCACUUGGACUCCAUAUGAGGCCCACAGGGAAUGGCGACAGCGGGAUGAGAGGGCUUUGUUCUCAGGCUACAUUCGGUGUCCCUAUCCCCCUGCUGUGCGACCUCAUCUUCCGGAGCGGGUCAUGCGACAGUUUGGGUAUAUACAGACGAUCCCGCGCCACCCUAGUGAGAUGGAUAGAUCUCCCGCAGCUGAGGCUGUUGAUGCGGCAUUCGCAGAUUAUGUGCAGUACUUGUUCCCUGAGGGCGACCCUGCUAUAGAGGAGGGACAGGCUGUGGGCGGUUACAUGGAUUGGUACGCUAGAGUGUCUCAUUGUUUCAUCAUACCGGAUGAGAGGAGGAUUGAUCUCAGUGCCGUGGCUGCUUUGCAUAGGGCUUUAGAAGUCCUUGAGUUGUCACUUGAGGUGGAUGAUGCUUUGCUGCCAGGCACACAGGCCCGCGCUUUAACGGAGAGAGCACUUCGCAUCCUCCAGGACUUGGCUGGGACACAGGGCAUUGCUUACACUGCUGGGAAAGGAGGUCUGGGAGCAGGUGGCCGAGCAGGUGGCCGAGCCGGUGGCCGAGCAGGUGGCCGGGAGGGCGGCAGGGCAGCAGGUGGCCGGGAGGGUGGCAGGGCAGGAGCCAGGGGAGGCCGUAGGGGUAGGGGAGGUCGUCGGGGUAGGGGACAGUAGGGGACAUUAGUUGUAUGAGCAUUUUGUUGACAUUACUAUUACGAUAUUAGGGGACUAUGUAUUUUGCACUACUAUUUCGGAUUAGUAUGAGUUUUAUGUUCACUUUAACGUAUGUUUUUUUUUUUAUUUUUCACUUUUACCCUAAACCCUAAUAAUUUGUGAGCUUUAUCUUCACUUUAACAUUUUUUUUUCUUUUUCACUUUUAUAAUCAACCCUAAUAAUUUUUAAAAUCUAUUACUUUUAUAAUCAACCCUAAUAAUCAACCCUUGUAAUGGAAGCCAAAACCUGGCACUCAACAACACAAACCCUUGUAAUGAAGUUUAAUCU
Messenger RNA from Lotus japonicus, 2816 nucleotides. Its product is annotated as protein MAIN-LIKE 1-like. Lineage: Eukaryota; Viridiplantae; Streptophyta; Magnoliopsida; Fabales; Fabaceae. Bases 426 to 2489 code for a protein of 687 amino acids. Gene Ontology annotation, biological process: meristem maintenance; meristem development. The transcript is spliced from 4 exons. The record is from RefSeq and is a predicted model, not a curated record.